Molecule: messenger RNA, 1453 nt
Organism: Hibiscus syriacus
Lineage: Eukaryota; Viridiplantae; Streptophyta; Magnoliopsida; Malvales; Malvaceae
Product: exonuclease DPD1, chloroplastic/mitochondrial-like
Exons: 3
Coding region: 205-1221 (338 amino acids)
Biological process (GO): DNA catabolic process
Cellular component (GO): cytoplasm
Molecular function (GO): nucleic acid binding; 3'-5'-DNA exonuclease activity
Source: RefSeq, a predicted model, not a curated record
CCAUCGAACUGGAAAUUGGAAAAGCGCGCACUCCCCGUACACUUUAGGGAUUCAAACUUGCAAAAUCCGUCCUAUUAUAUCUGCCACUCACCAUAGCUUCGUCUUCCAUAAAAACCGCCCCUUUCACUUCAAAAUGGCAGUUUGAUUGUCCAUUGUAGUUCUCAGUUUUUUUGAAUUCCCUUAAAAGUCGGUCGAGCCCAAUCGAUGACCGGUGCUAUCUGCAUUUCCCUUAUGCAACUUCGUAGUUGCAGAAUCCAGCCGUUACCAUGCUUUCGAUCGGCAUGUGUAAGCUGUUUGUCACACAAUUUUCACAAGCUAAGAUGUUCUCAUGGGGUUUGUGUGCGUGGAUCGAAUAAUUUUGAGCCUUUUCAACAAAGGAAAGUACACAGGCCACCGGUUUUGAGACCUAAAUCAACAGAAAGUGGUCUAAGAACUAGAGACAGUACGAAAAGCGAAGCAAGUAACGUUAGGCAUGAAUUCAUGGAUGGACAAGUGCAGGCAAGCAGUAAUAUUGUUUCUUCGGUUUCAAGUUGCUUUACGAGCACCCAGUUUUGUGAUGCCAAACGCCAGAUUUUAGAGAGCCAAGACCCGAAGCAACUUGUAAGUAUGUUUGUUUUCGAUAUUGAAACAACUGGAUUUUGCAGAGAGACUGGACGGAUUAUCGAAUUUGCAAUCCGAGAUCUUUCGGGGGGCAAGAACAAUUGCUUGCACACCCUGAUUAAUCCUGACCGACAUGUUCCGAAUUCUCACAUUCAUGGUAUUUCAACUGCCAUGGUGAAUCAACCAGGUGUCCCUAGGAUGAACGACUUCAUUCCGAUCCUACUGCGCUUUAUCAGAAGUCGUCAACGGAUUCCCGGGAGCCCUUGUCUUUUCAUUUCUCACAAUGCGCGUUGUUUUGAUGUACCCUUCUUAAUGAAGGAAUUCUCCCUUUGUUCAAUGGAUAUUCCAUAUAGUUAUUGGUUCUUCGACACCGGUCCCCUUGGACGAGAGUGGAUGAAGUUGAACGGAUCGAGACAAUACUCACUACAGGCACUGAGUAAACACUUUGGCAUUGACACAACAAAUGCAACAGCACAUAGAGCCAUGUCGGACGUGAAUAUAUUGACGGCUAUAUUUGAGAGGAUGACAGUUGAGAUGAAGCUUACGGUUGCCGAUAUCCUCGAGAAAUCAUUCAAGGUUUCGGAUGUCAUCAACUUGGUGAAAACAAAAAAGAAGGGAUGAAGCUAUAUAUCAUUUUUUUGUCGGGGUGUUGUAUAUAUUUCAUCAUUUGUGUAUGGAUGAUGAUUACGAGCAUCCAAUUCUACGUAGUUUCCUGUGGUUGCCAAGAAAAGGUACCAGUUUGUUGCAGUACCCAUGUUCGGAUAUAUGGAAGGGGAAAAAACUGAAAGUGCUCUCAUUGAGUUCCGCUUACUAAACGGGUGCUCUAACCAACUGAGCUACAAAAGCAAGCUGU